UGCACAGGUGUCUUCGAAAUCAGCUGUGGGCGGUGUAGAAUUACAAAUCGUUUGUGUUGCUGGUGCUGGAAUUGAUGCAAUUUAAUUAAAUUAGAGCAUUGGACAUGUAGCGCAGCUGGACCACAAGCGAACAUGAAAGAAGUGGGCAUCGCUCUGCCCAAGUCCCGCGGUGUGGGCGUGGGAGUUCUUGCUGCCUUCCUGUUGUGCUUUAUUUUCUACUAUUUCUACGGCGGUUACAUGACGUUGGCACUCUUCGCUGGAAUCAUCCUGCUGAUAUUCUACUAUGCACAGGACAUCCUCCUCUACCAUCCGGACUUGCCAGCCAACUCCCGCAUUUAUAUACCCAUUCCGACGAUGCACAACCUUCCCCACAUCACGGUCAGCAUCAAGACACCCGACGAUGUCACUCUGCACGCCUUUUGGAUUACCCAGCCGGAGGAGCGCUCCAAGUCGGCACCUACGUUGCUCUACUUCCACGGCAACGCUGGCAACAUGGGACACCGCAUGCAAAACGUGUGGGGCAUCUAUCACCACCUGCACUGCAAUGUUCUGAUGGUGGAAUACCGCGGGUAUGGCCUGUCCACCGGCGUGCCCACCGAGCGGGGCCUCGUCACCGACGCCAGGGCGGCCAUUGACUACCUGCACACCCGCCACGACCUGGACCACUCGCAACUGAUACUCUUCGGACGCUCCCUGGGCGGAGCUGUGGUGGUCGACGUUGCAGCCGAUACCGUAUAUGGACAGAAGCUGAUGUGCGCCAUUGUGGAGAACACUUUUAGCAGCAUCCCGGAAAUGGCCGUGGAGCUGGUGCAUCCCGCUGUGAAGUAUUUACCAAAUCUAUUAUUUAAGAAUAAGUAUCACUCCAUAAGCAAGAUAGCCAAGUGUGCAGUUCCCUUUUUGUUUAUUUCGGGCCUUGCGGACAACUUAGUGCCACCGCGCAUGAUGCGUGCCUUGUAUACCAAAUGCGGCAGCGAGAUAAAGCGCCUGCUCGAGUUCCCCGGAGGAUCGCACAACGACACUUGGAUAGUGGACGGGUACUAUCAGGCAAUCGGUGGGUUUUUGGCCGAGCUACAGCAGCAGCCGCUCUUGAAGGCGCCAGAAAAGAGCAACGUCUGGGUAGAGCUGGAACAUAAAAUCAUUGAUGUAUAGACCCGAAUACAUCAAGUGUUCAAUUGACUGUGUUAACACUGCGAAUGGUUUAAUAC
Molecule: messenger RNA, 1205 nt
Organism: Drosophila santomea
Lineage: Eukaryota; Metazoa; Arthropoda; Insecta; Diptera; Drosophilidae
Gene: Bem46
Product: protein ABHD13
Exons: 5
Coding region: 133-1149 (338 amino acids)
Cellular component (GO): membrane
Molecular function (GO): palmitoyl-(protein) hydrolase activity
Source: RefSeq, a predicted model, not a curated record